AUGGUAGGAGGAGCCGUUAUAAACAUGGUCCCCAAUGAGCCUGGGAACACCGAGGAAGCAAUGAACAAUUCAUCGCUAAACCAAGAAAGAGUCAUGGUGGCAGUAUCCGUCACUGUUCUGUCUGGCAUCUUCCAGUUAAUCUUAGGUGUCUUACGCAUUGGCUUCAUCGUCAUCUAUUUAUCUCAGCCAUUAAUCAGCGGAUUUACAACAGCAGCUGCGAUACACGUUUUUGUGUCUCAGCUAAAGUUCAUUUUCCAACUACCGGUUGAGCCAUUUAACAAACCCCUGGGACUCAUCUGGACCCUUAAAAGUAUAUUUGAGCAAAUCACCGAUACCAAUAUUGCGGAUUUAGUCACCGCACUCAUUAUCUUAGUCGUCGUGAGUGUGGUGAAAGAACUAAACGACCGUUAUAAAGCCAAACUCCCGGUACCGAUUCCUAUUGAAGUCAUUGUGACAGUCAUAGCAGCUGGACUAUCUUACGGCUUUAAUUUCAAAGAAAUAUUUGGGGUAGAUACCGUUGGAACAUUAGAUAUUGGAUUUCAAGCCCCAGUGGCUCCCGAUAUCAAGUACUUUGAACGUUGUGUGGGAGACAGUAUCUCUAUCGCCAUUGUCGGCUUCGCCGUUGCCUUUUCGGUGGCGAAAGUUUAUUCCAUUAAGCAUGACUAUCCCAUAGAUGCCAACCAGGAAUUGAUUGCCUUUGGAAUCAGCAACAUCUUUGGAGGGGUGUUCAAAGGAUUUGCGGCGAGCACUUCGCUCUCUAGGUCUGGAGUGCAAGAAAGCACCGGAGGGAAGACGCAGGUUGCUGGACUCCUCUCAGCUAUCAUUGUCAUGAUUGCUAUCUUAGCCAUUGGAUUUCUCUUGGAACCACUGCAAAAGUCAGUCCUUGCAGCUUUGGUCCUUGGCAAUUUGAAGGGGAUGUUGAUGCAGUUCAAAGAGAUUGGAGUUUUGUGGAAAAAAGACAAGUGUGAUUGUCUUAUCUGGAUUGUGACUUUCCUGGCUGCCCUUCUACUGGGACUGGAUCUUGGCUUAGCUGCCGGCCUUGGAUUUGAGCUGCUGACGGUUGUAUUCCGGGUUCAGUUUCCAAAAUGCAUACUUUUGGCUAACAUUGGAAGGAAUGAUAUCUACAGAAACAGAAAAGACUACUCAGAUAUAUAUGAGCUGGAAGGAGUGAAAAUUUUCAGGUGCCCGUCUCCGAUCUUCUUUGCCAAUGUUGAUUUCUUCAAGGAAAAAUUGACUGCUGCGGUGGGAUUUGAUGCUGUCCGGGUGUACAACAAGAGGCUGAAGGCUUUGAGAAAAAUACAGAAGCUAAUCAAGAAAGGAAAAUUAAAAGCAACAAAAGUAAAGUAUCUUUGUUCUCCACUCAGUUGUUUUGAAUGGGGCUUUGAAUCUGAUGACGAUCCAGAAGAUCCCAUAGAUCCAGACAUCCCAACCAAAGAAAUGGAGAUCCAGGUGGACUGGAACUCAGAACUUCCUGUUAAAGUGAAUGUCCCUCAAGUGCCACUCCACAGCCUAAUUUUUGACUUUGGAGCUGUCUCGUUCAUGGAUGUAGUAGCUGUCAGAGUAAUGAAAACGAUUGUCAAAGAGUUCAAAAGAAUUGAUGUGUCGGUAUACAUUGCAUCACACCUAGAUCACAUUAUUAAAACAUUGGAACACUGUGCCUUUUUUGAUGAUGAUAUUCAGAAAGAAUUAUUUUUCCUGACUGUUCACGAUGCUGUAUUAUACAUACAGAAUCAAGUCAUGUAUAGAGAGGCCCAAGACCCUAUAGCUGAAAAGAUAUCCUUAAUGCAGGAAUCCAAAGAGCCAAUAGAAUUCCCAGAAUUGAACCAGAAUGAACAGCUGGAUGUUCAAGAAGAGGCUAUGCGCAGACUUGCUUCAUAAAGGGCAGCUUCAGGCUUGGGAAGACCAUGGACAGCGUACAUCAAUAUCUUCAAGCAAUUUAUCACGGGACAUUAUCUGUUGCACUAGAAGAAAAUAUUUAUGUUAUUCAAGAGACUUCACUCUUUCCCUGCAUCCUAUAAUUUAUUUAAAUUAUUGGUCAACCUGUUUUGCACCAGGGGUGCUCAUGCAUAAUGUAUUUAUGCGUUAUUGUGAUUUUUGAUGUACGGAAGCAAUUGUAGGAAGGAAAUUGGGCUUCUCAGGCAGGAGUUGCUGACCUCAGGGGUGCCAAACUUGCUACCUGUUCAGCUGGAACUAUAUUUGUGGCAGGCAAAUAAUGCAAUAAUCUCAAAGCACAAAACUGGCCUCAGAAGUUAGAAGUGAUUUUUUUUUUUCUGCAAGGUUUAAAAUCAAGGAAGACCAAUGCUGGUUUGAAAAGUAUUCUCUUGAGAAGAAUCCAAAGUAAAACACUCUUCCAACAUAUUUUACACUGAGGCAAUACAAAAAGUUCUUUCCCCAUGUCAUAGUACAUCUUCACCCUUUACCUUCUUGAAUGUUUCUCAACUUCAGCAACUUUGAAGAUUUCUUAACUUUAGCCCCAGAAUUCCUCCGGCUGGCUAGGGAAUUCUGGGAGUUGAAGUACCACACAUCUUAAAGUUGCCAACGUCACUUACUGUAUUAAGGAGCAGAACUAUGCAAUAUUAUGGACUCAAUAUUUUAAAAUUAUAAAUUGGGUUUCAUUGUUUUGCCCAGUUCCAUUUUUGACACUUUUUGCAACAAUGUACUGUCUGUCUAUGAUUUCACUUUUGAAACAUCCUCUUUUAGUUGUUAAUUAAUGCAUAUUCAUGAGCAUCUCAAAUACAUGGUCAUGCUAUUCUGGAAAUUACAGAUUAUGUGUUCUGGAACAAAGCAUCAUUUCAUUCCUCACAAUAAAAUAAUGUUUCCCCAAACUUGGCAACCUGGAGAUGUGUGGACUUCAACUCCCAGAAUUCCCCAGGUGAGGAAUUCUGGGAGUUGAAGUCCAUACAUCUGGGUGAGGAAUUCUGGGAGUUGAACAAUACAUCUUUUAGACCUGGUGAAUUAAGGUCUAAAGUUGUAUUUCCACUGCACAGAAUUAUUGUAACACAAAAUGUUAUACUAGUUCUCAAUGUAGAUGUGCCAGUUAAAAACUAAACAACUGGACAGAGGUAUCUGCAUGGGAAUGAAAAAUUAGUUCUCUAUGACCUCUUCAUCAAAGCUCUGCUCCUUUGAUAUGCAAAUCAUGGAAGUGC
Messenger RNA from Notechis scutatus (mainland tiger snake), 3146 nucleotides. NCBI's taxonomy places the organism in Eukaryota, Metazoa, Chordata, Lepidosauria, Squamata, Elapidae. The record is from RefSeq and is a predicted model, not a curated record.